Ipomoea triloba (trilobed morning glory) is the source of this 435-nucleotide messenger RNA. RefSeq lists its product as uncharacterized. The record is from RefSeq and is a predicted model, not a curated record. Bases 1 to 435 code for a protein of 144 amino acids. The transcript has a single exon. NCBI's taxonomy places the organism in Eukaryota, Viridiplantae, Streptophyta, Magnoliopsida, Solanales, Convolvulaceae.
AUGGUUCGACCAAUUCCAAGAAACAUUAUUGGAGAAACUUUGUGUUCAGUCCCAUUAACAAUAAUCGCCAUUUUUGUUUCAAUAUCAGCUCUUGUGGCACUGUGUGCUAAGCAUGCAAGGAGAGCGCCGCCGAGGGCCGGCGGCGCCGGAACCGCGCCACCGCCGCCGUCCACGAAGCGUCGUCCCAUAACAAUCAUAAGGGAGAAGGGAGGCGAUGAAGAAUCAGAUCAUAGCGCCGGAAUAUUUGCGUCUGAGGCGGGCGGCGGCGGAGAGGGGUUGUGGCAGAAGGCGAUAUUGAUGGGGGAGAAGUGUCAGCCGCCGGAGUUUUCAGGUGUUAUUUAUUAUGAUUAUAGUGGGAAUAGAGUUUCGGAGCUUCCAAGGUCACCUAGAGCUAGUCCUUUGCCAAGGUUUCAUCUUCCAAUGGAAGAAGACUAA